Molecule: messenger RNA, 969 nt
Organism: Phaeoacremonium minimum UCRPA7
Lineage: Eukaryota; Fungi; Ascomycota; Sordariomycetes; Togniniales; Togniniaceae
Product: putative ribose-phosphate pyrophosphokinase ii protein
Exons: 7
Coding region: 1-969 (322 amino acids)
Biological process (GO): purine nucleotide biosynthetic process; ribonucleoside monophosphate biosynthetic process; 5-phosphoribose 1-diphosphate biosynthetic process
Cellular component (GO): ribose phosphate diphosphokinase complex; cytoplasm
Molecular function (GO): ribose phosphate diphosphokinase activity; magnesium ion binding
Source: RefSeq, a predicted model, not a curated record
AUGGGCGACAUGGCGAACGAGAUCAAGCUCCUCAGCGGCAACAGCCACCCGGUUCUGGCCCGGCUGGUCGCUGACCGGCUGGGAAUCGACAUCGCGAAGACUAUGAGCCUCAAUUACUCGAACCAGGAGACCAGUGUAACCAUUGGCGAAUCAGUUAGAGACGAGGAUGUCUUCAUUAUCCAGUCGACUGCCCCUGGGGACAUCAAUGACGGACUCAUGGAGCUCCUCAUUAUGACCCAUGCUUGCAGGACCGCCUCCGCGAGGCGGAUCACUUGCGUCCUUCCAAACUUCCCCUAUGCUCGUCAGGACAAGAAGGACCGCAGCCGAGCUCCCAUUUCCGCAAAACUCAUUGCCAACAUGAUCCAAACUGCUGGUUGCAAUCAUGUUAUCACAAUGGAUCUCCACGCCAGCCAGAUCCAGGGCUUCUUCAAUAUCCCAGUCGACAACUUGUACGCUGAGCCAUCUGUUCUUCGUUGGAUCCGUGAAAAUCUUCCCAUCGAGAAGUGCGUCAUCGUCUCGCCUGACGCCGGUGGUGCCAAGCGUGCCACAUCCACCGCAGACCGCCUGGAGACAGGCUUCGCUCUCAUUCACAAGGAGCGACCUCGGCCAAACGAGGUCAGCCGUAUGAUCCUUGUCGGUGAUGUGAAGGACAAGAUUGCUAUUUUGAUCGACGAUAUGGCCGAUACGUGCGGUACUCUGGCAAAGGCAGCCGAGACUGUCCACGACCAUGGAGCCAGCGAGGUCGUCGCCAUCGUGACCCACGGAAUCCUUUCCGGGAAUGCCAUCGAUAUCCUGAACAAGUCAAAACUGUCACAAGUUGUCAUCACGAACUCUGUACCGGUGGGCGACAAGGUAAACCAAUGUCCCAAGUUGCGCAUCAUCGACGUGAGCGCAACGAUUGCGGAGGCCAUUCGUCGAACCCACAACGGAGAAUCAGUGUCAUUCCUCUUCUCGCACGUUCCGAUCUAA